UUCCCACACAAAACCUCCACUUCACCUCUUCUUCAUCAUAAAUCAUAACCCUAAUAAAAAAAAUCUCAUCAUCAUCUUCUCCGGCGAGACACUGAGAAGUUCGAUGGCGGAGAACGGCGGCGGAGAUGGCCGGAGAUCGUGGUGUUCGGUCCCGGAGAGGCUCCAACUUCACGCGGCGAUGCUCGCCUUGCAGUUCGGAUACGCCGGUUUCCAUGUCGUGUCUAGGGCAGCUCUCAACAUGGGCAUUAGCAUGCUCGUUUUCCCCGUCUACCGUAACAUCAUCGCCUUGCUUCUUCUCCUCCCUUUCGCUUACUUCCUCGAAAAGAAGGAGAGGCCAGCGAUUAACCUCAAGUUCCUCACUCAGUUCUUCCUUCUAGCCCUCGUUGGAAUAACUGCAAAUCAAGGGUUUUACUUGCUCGGAUUGGACAACACAUCUCCGACAUUUGCUUCUGCAAUUCAGAACUCUGUUCCUGCGAUUACCUUUCUCAUGGCUGCUCUUCUCAGGAUCGAGAAAGUUCGACUGGACAGAAGAGACGGUAUCUCCAAAGUUCUUGGGACUGCACUUUGUGUCGCCGGAGCAUCGGUGAUCACACUCUACAAGGGCCCCACCAUAUACUCUCCAACAAAACAUCUGAACCACGGCCUGGCCACGGCUCGAGCCAACACGUUCGGCCGGCUCGGUGACGCUGCGCCGAAGAACUGGACGUUGGGUUGCAUCUACUUGAUCGGGCACUGCCUCUCGUGGUCCGGAUGGCUCGUGCUUCAGGCUCCGGUGCUCAAGACUUACCCGGCUAGGCUCUCGGUGACGUCAUACACUUGCUUCUUCGGUAUCAUUCAGUUCUUGAUCAUCGCUGCUUUUGCGGAGAGAGAUUUACAAGCUUGGAGCUUUCAUUCUGGAUGGGAGCUCUUCACCAUCCUCUACGCCGGUGUGGUCGCAUCUGGAAUUGCAUUUGCAGUUCAGAUUUGGUGCAUCGACAGAGGGGGCCCGGUGUUUGUCGCAGUUUAUCAACCGGUUCAGACCCUCGUCGUCGCAAUUAUGGCUUCGAUCGCUUUGGGUGAAGAAUUUUACUUGGGCGGGAUCAUUGGAGCUGUCUUGAUCAUAACUGGUCUCUACUUCGUUUUAUACGGGAAGAGCGAGGAGAGGAAAUUCGCUGCGUUGGAGAAGGCAGCCAUCCAGUCCAUCUCGGAGCACGGAAUCGAUCGUGCACCUUCAAGCCACGUCGUCAGGACAUCUCUCGCUGCUCCGCUUCUGCCUCAGUCAACCGACCACGUUUGACCAACUAAAAAAAGCAAAGGAUCUAUGAUUGUGUCUUAAAGCAAUGGAGUUCAUGGAAUGUGGGAUCUUUAUUUUUAUCUUUAUUAAAAAAAAUCUAAAAAAGGUUUUUUUUUUUGGGAAAAAAAGUGAGGUUUUUGAAAUGUAGUGAGACAUCAUUAUCUUAUGGGCUUUUGGUGGCAAAGACGAUGAUGAUCUUUAUUAUGAGUGGAAACUUAUGUGGGGCCAGUGAGAAGAAUAUCAAUUAGUUUGGUUUUUGUUUAAUUUCUUGUGGUUUCUUUUUUGGAAUAUAACGAUAUAAUUAUCCAA
Tarenaya hassleriana is the source of this 1582-nucleotide messenger RNA. RefSeq names its product protein WALLS ARE THIN 1. The record is from RefSeq and is a predicted model, not a curated record. The coding region runs from base 104 to 1276 and encodes 390 amino acids. The transcript has 6 exons. Gene Ontology annotation, cellular component: plasma membrane. Lineage: Eukaryota; Viridiplantae; Streptophyta; Magnoliopsida; Brassicales; Cleomaceae. Gene Ontology annotation, molecular function: transmembrane transporter activity.